AUGGAGACUGAAGAGCUUCUCUUUAGGCCGGUCAAGAGACGAAAGUUCCUCCGAAAGCGCUCGGAAACUUCGUCAGAUCAAUCACAACCACCGCAAGCCGCUCCGGGUCCCGAAUCCUCUACUCGCCGGUCCACAGAGGUGCAUAAUAGAGAAGCCUCAGAAGCAAAUUCUGAUGAGCCGGAAGAAACGGGCACUGGUAUUACAGACAUCUUUCGCCUUCGAAAAGCCAUCAAGAGUCGAAGGGGUGGCGUUGAGUUUACUGCCUUGCCAAAGCCUGUCGAUGAUGGCCAUGGCGAGUCUCAAUUGCAAGCUGGAUCUGUGGCUCAUGACCCUGAGAAUGUGGUUAUCCGAGGCAUUUCGGAUCGCUUUGUUGCCCAUACUGGUCAAAGAGUGGAUGUGGAUAAGCAUAUGGGAAGGACUAACGUGAUAAGGAUGGCGUAUAUAGAGUCAGAGAUGGCUAAACGUCAUGAAAAACACAAGAACAACAACACCGCGGAUCAUCAUGACCAGCCAGAAUCUCAGGGCGCAGUGCGAGGCCCCACCUCGGAUCUCGUGCUUCCCCAACGCCAGCCAGCAUCGUUAGGCAAGUUGCAUGAAAUCGACCUGGGACCCGACGCAAAACUCCGUAAUAUCGAACGGACUGAAGCAGCGACAAGAAGGCUCGCAGGCGAUCAAGUGCCGGAUGAGGAUGAGGAUGAGGACAAGGGCGCCACUUCCAACAAAGCACGACCGGGCUCCAAGGAUGGCAAAAAUUGGCGGGCCCGGAAGAGAAGAAAUAGUGAAGAUAUUAGACGAGAUAAGCUUGUUGAGGAGGUUCUUCGGGAGAGCAAACUCGACGUCUACGAUGAGCCCGAAGUUGUUAGCCAGCAAAACGAUGAGCAAGCGGCAGACGAUCGCAUUGCGGAGCAGUUCCGACGUGACUUUUUGGAUGCCAUAUACUCCAGGCGCCGUGGUGCUCGGACAAGGAGUUCAAAAACGACUAAGCGGGAUGUCCCCCGUGGCCCGAAGCUUGGGGGAAGUCGGAGUGCACGCGCGGCGAUGCGGGAGAAAGCCGCCACCCAAAAGUGA
This is a messenger RNA of Histoplasma mississippiense, 1068 nucleotides long. RefSeq lists its product with no specific name. Gene Ontology annotation, biological process: mRNA splicing, via spliceosome. The record is from RefSeq and is a predicted model, not a curated record. Lineage: Eukaryota; Fungi; Ascomycota; Eurotiomycetes; Onygenales; Ajellomycetaceae. The transcript has 3 exons. Gene Ontology annotation, cellular component: spliceosomal complex. Bases 1 to 1068 code for a protein of 355 amino acids.